CAUUUCUGACUGCUGUACUCUGCAUUUGGCUCGGAAAAUCCAAAUCCUUUCUUGGGGAAAAAAUGUCCAGUCAAGUUGAGCACCCAGCUGGUGGUUACAAGAAGCUCUUUGAGACCGUGGAGGAACUGUCGUCGCCGAUAACUGCUCAUGUCACAGGCAGGAUUCCAGUGUGGCUCAAAGGCAGCCUCCUCAGGUGUGGCCCCGGAUUAUUUGAAGUGGGCUCUGAACCGUUUUAUCACUUAUUUGAUGGCCAAGCCCUUCUUCACAAGUUUGACUUUAAAGAGGGGCAUGUCACUUAUUAUAGGAGGUUUAUCCGGACUGAUGCCUAUGUCAGGAAUAUGACUGAGAAAAGGGUUGUAAUAACAGAAUUUGGCACAUACGCUUACCCAGAUCCAUGCAAGAAUAUAUUUUCCAGAUUCUUUUCCUAUUUCCAAGGUGUAGAAAUUACUGAUAAUGCCCUGGUCAACGUGUACCCUGUGGGUGAAGAUUUUUAUGCCUGUACUGAGACAAACUUCAUAACAAAAAUCAACCCAGAUAAUCUGGAGACAAUUCAAAAGGUGGAUGUCAGCAAAUAUGUUUCGGUCAAUGGGGUCACAGCACACCCCCACAUUGAAAAUGACGGGACAGUUUACAAUAUUGGCAACUGCUUUGGAAAGAAUUUUUCCCUGGCCUACAAUAUUGUACGGAUACCUCCCCUGAAAGCAGAUAAGAAAGAUCCAAUGACCAAAUGUGAAGUGGUAGUUCAGUUUCCUUGCAGUGACAGAUUCAAGCCUUCAUAUGUGCACAGUUUUGGGCUGACUCCAAAUUACAUCGUGUUUGUGGAAACUCCUGUGAAAAUUAACUUGCUCAAGUUUCUUUCUUCAUGGAGCCUUUGGGGAGCCAACUACAUGGACUGCUUUGAGUCAAAUGAAAGCAUGGGGGUCUGGAUGCAUGUAGCAGACAAGAAAAAAGGGAAAUACCUCAACAUCAAAUACAGGACUUCACCCUUUAACCUCUUUCAUCAUAUCAACACCUACGAAGACAAUGGAUUUCUAGUUGUGGAUCUAUGCACAUGGAAGGGGUAUGAGUUUGUUUACAAUUACUUAUAUUUAGCUAAUUUACGGGAGAACUGGGAAGAAGUGAAGAGAAAUGCACAAAAAGCUCCUCAGCCUGAAGUUCGGCGAUAUGUUCUUCCCCUAAAUAUUGAGAAGGCUGACACGGGCAAAAAUUUAAUCACAUUGCCCAACACAACAGCAACUGCUGUUCUGCACAGUGAUGAAACUAUCUGGCUGGAGCCGGAAGUUAUUUUUUCAGGGCCCCGUCAAGCUUUUGAGUUUCCACAAAUAAAUUAUACAAAGUAUUCUGGGAAACCCUACACAUAUGCAUAUGGCCUUGGAUUGAAUCACUUUGUUCCAGAUAGGCUUUGCAAAAUGAAUGUUAAAACUAGGGAGACUUGGGUAUGGCAAGAACCAGAUGCAUACCCUUCUGAACCAAUCUUUGUUUCUCACCCAGAUGCCCUGGAAGAGGAUGAUGGUGUUGUCCUGAGCAUUGUCAUUAACCCUGGCAGUGGACCAAAACCUGCCUACCUUUUGAUCUUGAGUGCAAAGGACAUGAGUGAAGUUGCCAGAGCAGAAGUGGACAUAAAUAUCCCCGUUACUUUUCAUGGCCUUUUCAAAAGAGCAUGAUUGUUGCCUUCCCUAUACCUGUUAUUCAAGUUUGCCUUUUACUUAUAAUGGAUCUAGCUACAAACUGAACUAAAAAGCUAACUGCCAGUGAUCUAUCAAAUUAGUUUACAUUUAAGUGUACAAUGACAGAAUUUAAGCAUGCUUUUGUGAACCUCAUGUA
This is a messenger RNA of Elgaria multicarinata webbii, 1824 nucleotides long. It is a transcript of the gene RPE65, whose product is annotated as retinoid isomerohydrolase RPE65. NCBI's taxonomy places the organism in Eukaryota, Metazoa, Chordata, Lepidosauria, Squamata, Anguidae. Gene Ontology annotation, molecular function: retinol isomerase activity; beta-carotene 15,15'-dioxygenase activity; all-trans-retinyl-ester hydrolase, 11-cis retinol forming activity. Gene Ontology annotation, biological process: retinal metabolic process; zeaxanthin biosynthetic process. Bases 63 to 1664 code for a protein of 533 amino acids. The transcript is spliced from 15 exons. The record is from RefSeq and is a predicted model, not a curated record.